Molecule: messenger RNA, 3097 nt
Organism: Aspergillus wentii DTO 134E9
Lineage: Eukaryota; Fungi; Ascomycota; Eurotiomycetes; Eurotiales; Aspergillaceae
Product: glycoside hydrolase family 31 protein
Exons: 5
Coding region: 1-2838 (945 amino acids)
Biological process (GO): carbohydrate metabolic process
Molecular function (GO): carbohydrate binding; hydrolase activity, hydrolyzing O-glycosyl compounds
Source: RefSeq, a predicted model, not a curated record
AUGACAGCCUUCCACUGGCAGACAGUCUUGGGACUCACUUCUGUGUUCUGUGCUGCAACAGCGCAGGCGCAGACGCAGACCCCAACGCCCUCUCUAAGCUCCGCUCAGCCCCAAUUCACCGUCCCUGAGGCUGCAGGCGAAGCUCCCGCUGUGUUGCCCAAUAUCAAAGAUCCACAGGCGGUUGAUGCGCAGAGUGUCUGCCCUGGGUAUAUUGCCAAAGAUGUCCACAAGUCAGGAUCCGGGCUGACGGCCUCCCUUGCCCUGGCUGGCCCGGCAUGUAAUGUGUACGGAACUGACAUUACUGCCUUGAACCUCACUGUUGAAUACCAGACUGCCGACCGACUGCAUGUUGAGAUUGUGCCGACUUAUCUUGGAAAAUCUAACAUGACCCAGUACAUCUUGCCGGCAAGUAUUGUGUCAAAACCCACGCAGCAGGCCAAUGGGUCGUCUGAUCUAGACUUCUCCUGGACCAACAACCCUAGCUUUGCGUUCAACGUGACGAGGAAAUCAACUGGGGAUGUUCUAUUCUCGACAGAGGGUAAGAAACUGGUGUUUGAGAACCAAUUUAUUGAGUUUUCCAGUGUCUUGCCCGAGAACUACAACCUCUACGGUCUGGGUGAGACAAUCAACUCGCUGAGAGUUCCAAAUAACUUCACCAAGACCUUUUACGCAGCAGAUGCUCUUGACGCAGUGGAUCUCAACCUGUACGGCUCGCACCCCUUCUACCUGGAGACUCGGUACUUUGAGCAGAGCGCAGACGGAAAGCUGUCUCUGGUGACCAACAAUGAGACAGAGACAUCUCCCACUGGAAAAUAUACCUCCUACUCCCACGGAGUGUACUUCCGCAAUGCACACGGACAGGAUGUCUUAAUGCGACCAAACAAUAUCACAUGGAGAUCUAUUGGUGGAAGUAUUGAUCUUUACUUCUUUUCUGGUCCUUCCCAGCCUGAGGUUACUACUCAAUAUCUCAAUGUGGUUGGUCUUCCUGUCAUGCAGCAAUUCUGGACCCUUGGUUUCCAUCAAUGCCGUUGGGGAUAUAAAAACUGGACCCAGAUGCAAGAGGUUGUGGACAACCAUGCAAAGUUUGGAAUCCCACUUGAGACUAUCUGGAACGAUAUCGACUACAUGAACCGCUACCGCGACUUUGAACUUGACCCAGUUAACUUCAACCUCGCAGAUGCCACAGCCUUCCUGAAACGUCUCCAUGAUAGUGGCCGACACUAUGUCCCAAUUAUCGAUUCCGCCAUUUAUAUUCCCAAUCCCAGUAACCCGGAUGACGCUUAUGCGGUGUUCGAACGCGGCAACGCCACGGGUUCGUUCUUGAAAAACCCCGACGGAAGCUUGUAUAUUGGUGAUGUGUGGCCUGGAUAUACUGUCUUUCCGGAUUGGGUGGCUCCCGGCACAGAGCAGUGGUGGAUAGAGGAAUUCGUUGAAUUUCAUAAACAGUUUUCCUUUGACGGAGCAUGGAUUGAUAUGAGCGAGAUUUCCUCCUUCUGCACUGGUAGCUGUGGAAGCAAGAAUCUCACUCUUCAACCGGUCCAUCCCCCAUUCGCGCUUCCUGGUGAGCCCAAAGCCCAGGUUGUUAUGUAUCCUGAAGGCUUCAGUAUCACCAAUACCACUGAGGCAGCCUCAGCCUCAGCGGUGAUUUCGUCGUCCAUGAGUGCCUACCCAACCGCCUCCACCUCAACAUCAUACCUCCGCACCACUCCUACUCCCGGGGUUCGCGACGUCAACUACCCCCCCUACACCAUCAAUAACAUACAGGGAGCACUUGGAAGAAACGCAAUCUCCCCUAAUGCUACCCAUGCUGAUGGCACUCUGGAGUAUGAGCUACAUAAUGUCUGGGGUCAUAGUAUCCUAAAGGCAACCUACAAGGCUCUCUCUGCUGUGUUCCCCAAGGCCCGUCCCUUUAUUAUUGGCCGAUCAACAUUUGCCGGUUCUGGCGCUGUUGCAGGCCACUGGGGUGGUGAUAACUUCUCCCUCUGGUCCUACAUGUUUUAUUCAAUCCCACAAGCACUCCAGAUGCAGUUGCUUGGUAUUCCCAUGUUUGGCGUUGAUACCUGUGGUUUUGCUGGUAAUACUGACAUGGAACUUUGCAGCCGUUGGAUGCAGCUAAGUGCCUUCUUCCCAUUCUACCGCAACCAUAAUAUUCUUGCUGCCAUCCCCCAGGAAGCCUAUAACUGGGCUGGUGUUAUAGACGCCAGUAAGACUGCGAUGGCAGUUCGCUACCAGCUCCUGAACUAUAUGUAUACACUGUUCUACCGUGCCCAUGAGCAAGGACAUACUGUUAUGAGAGCCCUGGCUUGGGAGUUCCCCAAUGACCCGACUCUGGCUGCGGCGGACCGCCAGUUUAUGCUAGGUUCUUCUAUCCUAGUUACCCCUGUCCUUGAGCCCAAUGUGUCAACAGUUAAGGGUGUUUUCCCUGGCUUAAUUGAAGGUACUGAGAAGUGGUAUGACUGGUUCAACAACACUGCCGUGCCCGUGCCCUCAGAGAAGAACACCACUAUUACCGCCCCUCUGGGUCAUAUCCCAGUGUAUGCUACUGGUGAGCUGUAUCUUGACGAUGGUGUUAGUGUUGCGCCCACCGAGACUCUAAUGAUAAAUUUCGCCGUCUCGAACAGUACGCUUAAGGCUGCCAUCAAGCAGGGUGGAUGGGUUGACCAGAACACCCUACGCAAUGUCACGAUUUGGGGUGUUGAGAAGCAUGCCGACGUCAAGUUCAACGGCAAGAAGAUCAGCCCCAGAAAUGUUCAGUUCGACAAGAAGAAGAGCACCUUGAUCGUUAGUGGCUUAAACGCGACUGCUUGGACUGGAAGCUCCUGGAUCUUGGAAUGGUAGUUGGUGUGAAGACCUAUUGUUGAUAUACUGAGUUAUUUAUUCUUUUUGUUCUUUUGGUGUGUGUCUUACAAACCCACUGCCACCAAUUUUGUAUUUACUGAUCGCCACCUAGUGGCUAUCCAUCUUUUCUUUCUCUCUUUCAGCUGAUAGAGUUUCGUAUUAUCCUACCAAUACGAUUUAUUUAUUUCGAUUCAGAGGUGUCACGGUUAGAGUAAAGCAUUAGGCGAAGCUGGGAUAUAAUAUCAGAGAACAAGUUGAG